UUACACAUUUGCCUAUUUGAAAGCUGGAUAGGCAGACACAUAUACCUAUUUGCAACCAGAUGAAAGGAGAGAAGCACGGCAACGCCAACAGCAGAAACCGCAACAGCCAGGGGCGUUGACACCAUCAUGGUGACAUUACAGACCUACGAGGCUAUCCAAAGCUGGAUCCACCAGCAACUGGCCUACGAGGCCACUCACAUAGACAACGCCCCUUUGACAGAAGCGCAGCGGAAGCUGCUAGAGAAACUAGAGCUCACCCUGCCACCCACUAUGGCUCCCCAACCCGACCCAGUUGUGGGCGAUACGAAUUGGAUCGGCGUUCUUCUAGAGAGCCGAGUCCCCCGCCUGCGAAUACCCAACAGCACGUCUGGCGUCGAGUUCGUAGAGUCCCAAGCUCCCGCCGUGCGCGGGAUGCUGAGGUGGCAUUGUCACGUCAAGCUUGAGGAGCAUGCCAUGCCCUUUCCUGGCCCUUCCGGCGGCUUGUUCCCGGACGGCACGCUGCCAUCUUUCUCACGCAAGAAAGACGCCAAGCAAUACGCCGCGAAAUGUGCCGUCGAAUGGCUCAAGGAGAAGGGAUAUAUACCUCAGACGAACGCCAACGGCGUGCAGUCCGUUUCGCCUCAACCGCAGGUGCAGGCCCGGCCACCGGCCCAGGCCACACCGCCGGCCUCGCCGCCGGGGCAGAGGAAGUCACCCCGUUCGGAAUUGAAACGGAUGGCCUCCGCCUUCGACAACGAUGAGGUAUCGGAUAUACAAAAGGUCGCCCGACUUUGCGAGCUCUACAACUUUCCCGAGCCCCGAUACAUAAUCACAAAGAGCACGGAAGGAAAGGAUUUCUUCGACGGCUAUCCAGAUUUAGGCGUCCUGGCCAAGUCGCUCCCUCGGGACAUCGGCCGCGUGAAAAAUGUGUUCGGAAAAAAAGCGACAAAAGAGAAGAUUGCCCAACUGUUGCUGGGUCCUCUAACCGAUAUAGCGUCCAAGCGCGAGGAUGAGAACCGGCGCUUCCUCAACAGCUUACCACCUCUUAUUAAGGCGGAGCCGUCCCCGGAGCCUUCGAGCGCGCCGAGCGACCAGGUUCCUGAUCUGUUGAUAUUGUGAUGAUGAACUUCGAGCCAAAGUUGGUUGAGAAACGAUGUACUACCGACUCUCGAGUCGUGAUGAACUCUACCCAAUUUACGGAUACCAGAAGCGGUGCUACCGGCCAUGGUGCGCCUGUUUCCCAAAGCUAUUCCAAUGGAUCCGUGUUUGCACCUAUCGUAACUGACGAGGAUAUGUAUUCUUGCUCCGUUGAGAAUCGGAUUCGAUAUUGAGCCUAAGGCUCAUUAUGAGGGCGUACUUUCAUUAUCAUCUUCCUGCAUUCGUCUUUUUGUCUAGCCGUUCUUCCAUACACAUACCACUCUGUUGUCUUCUCAGUUUUAUCAAUAGCCUGCUUAACGGUUGUAUAACCAUUGACCGUACCGAUACCCGCAAUGUUACUAGGAGUACGGGCAGCAGCGAGAGUCGUAGCUAUCAGAACAGCCCCAAGCUACCCGCCAGUAAUUAGUCCGAUAGUAGAGAUCCCUCCGGUGGGCCGCGGGGGUGUAGAUAGACGAUAAUCUAUCUAGGUAGAUAGUAAGUUAAACUAGGCCACCCUUCCACAAACCACCUUUCCAUAAACUACUUAAGUUAAGCAUAACUUUUUAACCGUUACGUUAAUCACUAGGAACAUUCAUAUUACCAAAGUUAAUUAAAAUUUAUAACUUAUAUAGAUUUAUAAAUAUUUUAAUAUCAUUAUAUAAUUAAUAAAGAGAUAAAAAUAAAUUA
Messenger RNA from Durotheca rogersii, 1803 nucleotides. RefSeq lists its product as uncharacterized. The coding region runs from base 127 to 1098 and encodes 323 amino acids. The record is from RefSeq and is a predicted model, not a curated record. The transcript is spliced from 2 exons. Lineage: Eukaryota; Fungi; Ascomycota; Sordariomycetes; Xylariales; Xylariaceae.